AAGAAUAUUAUCGAAGAAAAGAACAUAGCUGAGCUGUUAUUGUUUUAUGGGUCAAGAUUGAGAAAGGAAAAAAAAUAAAAAAACACCCUUGUCUUGUUUUUUUGUUGUUAAUGAUGCUUUGUUCCUUUUUUUCCAAUCCAUGGGUUUCAGGUGUCAAAGUAAGAAGAAAUAGGAGAGAGAAAAGAGAGUGAGAAAGGAAGGGAAGGAACCAGACCCUACAUAGUUGACAAAAUUAGUAAUCAUUACUAGAGAGAGCGCGCGCCUGUGAUGCGUUGCCUCAGAUCCAGGCAACUCAUGGUGGCUUUUUCCCUCUCACUAGAGUUGACAAAGUUAGAUAGAGGAGAGUUCAGAGAAGAAAUUGGUAAUGUUUGAAAAGGGUGUGGCAUAGCUAUUGUAUGGUUAAAAUUUCCAGAAUUGGAAGUCUGGAUCCGUUGUUGUUGACCAGAUCUGACUACCCCAUUUCACUUUCACAACUUUUUAGCUAGUUCAUGCCUUGCAUCGCCUGAAUUUGCCUAUUCUCUUUCUUAUAGGGCUACUUAGGAAUGGAAAAUGCCACACUUCACAUUCCAAGAUCCUUUUCAAUCAGAAAAGCAGGGAUUUUCAAUGGAGGAGAUGUCGUUCGCGGUUGCAGUGCCAUUAAGAGUAGGUAAUUCAGUCUGUGAUAACCCAACCGUAGCUACCCACAUGGAGGUAUCCAGAUUUAAGCUGAUGGCAGAUGCAGGGUUGUUAUCUAAUUCUGUCACUGAGAUUUCUACUGAGACGGUUGCAGGUUCUGAUGAUAGUCAUAGUGGUGCCAAUUUGGAGGAUGAAGUUGGUAUUACAGAAGUUACACCACCAAAACAGGAUAUGGAAGGAGAAAGUCCUUUGUCGGAUAUGAUAUCCCAAAAUAGAAGCACUUUGGUUCCUGGUGAUGAAGUUUUAACCCAAGAAAUUGAUGAGGAUGAUUCAUUGUCAUUGGAAGGUGAUCAGAUUAUUGAUAGCUCGUGUUCUCAUUCAGCAGUCAGUGAGAACAGUAGUGUAUAUGGAGAGGAGUUCAUCAGUUUUGAUGCUACUUCAGAUGUUGGGACACUGAGUUCCAUAGACAUAGAGAAGAGCAUCUGUGCUGUGAAUAUUGUUGCCCAGGCUGCUGAUUUGGGGGAGUCAAAUGUUGACACAGAUACUAUGAGUGAGCCCCUUGCUGUGGCAGUGAGCCUUGAAGAAGAGACUGGAGUUGGAUCUGGCCUAAAUCCUUCUACGGCAGUUCUUCAACAGCUGCCUCAGGAAAAAGGGGUGAGUGGAACACUUGCUCGGAGUGUUUUCGAAUUGGAUUAUGCCCCACUUUGGGGAUUCAUAUCUAUGUGUGGAAGAAGACCAGAGAUGGAAGAUGCUGUUGCAACUGUCCCUCGAUUUAUGAAAAUUCCUAUUGAAAUGCUAAUUGGUGAUCGGGCAGUUGAUGGAAUAAAAAAGUGUUUUAGUCAGCAGACAACUCAUUUCUUUGGAGUCUAUGAUGGCCACGGUGGCUCUCAGGUGGCAAAGUAUUGUCGUGAUCGUAUCCAUUUGGCCUUGGCUGAGGAAAUAGAACUUGUCAAGGAAGGUCUAAUUAGUCGAAGUAUCAAUGAUGGUUGUCAAGAUCAGUGGAAAAAAGCUUUCACCAAUUGUUUCUUAAAGGUUGAUGCUGAAGUUGGAGGAAAAAUUAAUAAUGAACCUGUUGCCCCAGAAACUGUAGGCUCCACUGCUGUUGUUGCUGUUAUCUGUUCAUCUCAUAUUAUAGUUGCAAAUUGCGGUGAUUCAAGAGCGGUUCUAUGUCGCGGCAAAGAACCCAUGGCAUUAUCAGUGGACCAUAAACCAAACCGAGAUGAUGAAUAUGCAAGAAUUGAGGCAGCUGGAGGAAAGGUGAUACAAUGGAAUGGCCAUCGAGUAUUUGGUGUUCUUGCAAUGUCAAGGUCCAUUGGUGAUAGAUAUUUGAAGCCAUGGAUUAUUCCAGAACCAGAAGUUACGUUUCUUGCUCGUGCGAAAGAUGAUGAAUGUCUCAUUCUGGCCAGUGAUGGUCUGUGGGAUGUAAUGACGAACGAAGAGGUGUGUGACCUAGCUCGGAGACGAAUACUUCUCUGGCACAAGAAAAAUGGCAUGGAACUACCCUCAGAAAGAGGAGAGGGUAUUGAUCCUGCUUCACAAGCAGCAGCAGAGUUCCUAGCAAACCGUGCUCUCCAGAAAGGAAGCAAAGAUAACAUCACUGUUAUUGUGGUUGAUUUGAAACCUCAAAGAAAAUUUAAGACCAAGACAUGAUGAUGAAUUCAACUGCACUUUGUUGUUUGAAGAUGAUUGAACGAUAGAAAGCUUAAUAUAAUCCAAUAUAGUUUUGCCCCAUUAAUUUUUCACCAGGGCAUAUAUUGAAUAGCACUCUGUACUAUAAUACAUCCACGUUCACUAGAACUCUCCACUAAUUAAGAGUCUCUUUGUUUACUGUGCUGCCAUUGGAGCUAUGUAAAUCUUAGCUGCUUUGUUGUAGGGAUAGGAGACUAGUUCCAUGCCUUUGACAUCUGUCAGCAUAUUGUAUUCAUUAUUAUUAUGCCUCCGAGUACAAAAAAGCUCUGUGAGGUAUUUUACUUCAUCUUCAUAUUUUAGCUUGCGUGUUUAUAAAGAAGCAGUAGCUAAUUGUUAAGAGUGGCUUUCAAGUUGUGAUCCACUGUCACAGGUUUUUUUGUUACUUAAGACCUCCUAAUUAUGUAGCAAGAUGGAGCUUAGUCAAGAAAUAUGUGUCGGUGGUGGAUUAAUAUCAAUGGCCAUGAUCCAAGUCCAGUGGUUAUACUGCAGCAAUGAUGGUGGGGGACAAUGAUAGGCAAGGGUGCAUAAGAAGAUUCGUAGUUUCUUUAUUCUUUUUUUGUGGAUUUUGAAUGGUGAACCUGUGCAUGUCGUAGUUUUCCACUUAAUUCUGAAGGUAUCUAGUUGUAAAUAGGAAAUUGGCUUAUCAUUUAUUGGCACAUCUUGAUCCUUUUUUCUUAAAAUG
Molecule: messenger RNA, 2986 nt
Organism: Gastrolobium bilobum
Lineage: Eukaryota; Viridiplantae; Streptophyta; Magnoliopsida; Fabales; Fabaceae
Product: protein phosphatase 2C 50-like
Exons: 7
Coding region: 550-2265 (571 amino acids)
Biological process (GO): protein dephosphorylation
Molecular function (GO): protein serine/threonine phosphatase activity; cation binding
Source: RefSeq, a predicted model, not a curated record